Klebsormidium nitens is the source of this 4210-nucleotide messenger RNA. The record is from the annotation of a GenBank genome assembly. Lineage: Eukaryota; Viridiplantae; Streptophyta; Klebsormidiophyceae; Klebsormidiales; Klebsormidiaceae.
AUGGGGGAGCAUUCAGUCAGUCCUCCAAUCAGGAUUAUCGUCGAGUUUUCUGAGGAAUGCCGCGUGAACCCCCUGAUGCAGAGACUGUGGAUUUUGCUGCCGCGCCACCUGAAGACGGUCUCAGAUCUCGCCGGUUACUUGGAGGAGAAAUGUGUUCGGCUUGAUUAUGGCGCAUCUGCAGGGAUUUCGCUGGAGAUUGGUGGAGUUCCUGUACCCCUGCAUGAAGACAUCGCCAUUAUACGUGAUGCUGACACAGUCAGGGUAAGGGUUCAUCACCUCAAACCAGAGCUCCCUGCCAUUGAGGGUCUGGCAGAGAUGCUUGCAAUCGAGGGUCCCCACAGUCUCGAAGCGCAUAGCUUGAAGGAAAAUCGGGAAAGAAAGAAGAUGGAACACGGAGGGAAGGGAAAAGAGGAUCGGAAUGUUCUAGUAGCAGGGUCAGACAAAGAAAAGAAAAGGCAGCGAGAGAAUGGUGAUGCGGAAGAGGGGCCUGGAGAGGCUUCACAGAACUUUCUGAUUCAAUAUAAGGAGAAGAAGGUUAAGGCCGCGAAGAUCCAAAAGGAACCUUGUCUUCGGACGGGAGAGUUCGUGAAGGGAGGAGUCUCGGUCGAUAGUAAGUUGUCAAAUGGAGUCGAAGAUUCUAGAAGAAGGCACGAGGAACUUCACGGGGAGGGCGGUUUGGAGGUUAACCAAGGGGAUGCAGGGAGCCUUCCCACGAAAUUGGAGACUGGCAGGAAAAGGAAGAAAAGGUCCAAAAAGGAAGGGGAUCGGGAAGAAGGGGCUCGGAUUGAUAAUUUUCCGAUGGAGCAGAGUGGCGAACGAAAGAAGGAGAAGCAACGGCGGAAGGGCGAAGACGAGGCCGCUCUGGAACGGGAGCAAAGCGAGGCGCCUUUGCAACUAGAGUGGGUCCCAGAAGCUGCGACUCUCGGGAAGGGUUCCGCAGAGGGUUCCGGCCCGAGUUUGGUAGGUUUGCCAAACGGGAAGCUGACAGGAAAAGCACUUCAGAGGGGGAAGAAAAAAACUUUGAAAGAAGCGGAGGAAGGAAAUGAAGAGGGCCCGCUGCCAAGUGUGCGCCAGCCUCCGGAAGGGAAGACAGCGGAGCCGAGCGUUUCGAAGAAGGUGGUUCCGCGGGAAGAGACGGACGCAGAGGAAGACGAGUCGAGUUCUGAAUCUGAGUCAGGGGGCGAGGCUCCCCCGAAAGAAAAGAAGACACCUAGCCGCAGCGCCCGGCGGAAAGCGGCCAAGCGCCGGUAUGCUCGGUUGGCAAGAGAGGCCGCCGCUGCAGGGGAUGUUGAGGCAGUGACGUCAGGCCCGGGCGAUACUCGUGCAAGGCACAACGUCUCGUCCGUCUCGCUGGCUGUGGAGGCAGACCGAUCGGCCGCGAUGGGGGCGAUCCCGGCAAGAAGGCCGGCUGCAAGCCAACACGUUGUGUUCGGCGAUUCUGACAAUGAGGAAGGAGCUCCGAGAACCCGAGCUGCCAAUCGACCACCGAUCGUUCUCAACGUCGGCUUCGGCGCGUCCGGCCAGCCCCUCUCCAAAGAGCGCGGUAAGGAGUGGGGCUUGCAGAAGGGGAGGAAAAGGGACCGGUACAAGGACGACACGUGGCAGCAAACGACGGGCUGGGCGGAGGUUCCCCCUCCGGAGCCGGCCGCUGCGGAGAUCACUGAGAAGAUUGAGAGGGGAGCGGAAGAGUUUCGGCGGACGAGGACCGCGGAAGAGUACGAAAAGCUGCCGGACCUGGGUCGAGCGCCGCAGGUUGCCGACGUACUGGCGUACCGGUUGGUCGAGCUGACGUCAUCCUGGACCCCGCAGAUAUCGGAAUACAGGGAGGGCCGCGUGACGGCCUUCGACGCCGCCUCCGGAACAGUCGCCCUCGCGUGGUGGCCGGCUGAGGAUCUGGUCGGCAGAAAGGAGGCGGUGGCGCAACUAGACGAGAAUUUUGAGGAGACGCUCCCAGCAGAGCCGGCGUUCGCGCCUCCGUACGAUGAGGAUGGCAAUCUGGAGAUCAACCUGGGUUCUUUAAUGGGCGUCAAGCUCGUGCAAGCUUCCGAGGUCACGCUGGCGCAGCUCCCUGGAGCACCGCCUGUUCCGGCGUUUACCCCAGUGCAUAUCACCGGCGAAGGGUCGCCGUCCAGCGUUCUGGCCAUGGGAGAAGCUGACCACCACACUACGGCCGAGAAGGGGGGCAAAAAUGGCGGAAUGACGAUGGGGGCGGACGGAAACGACGGAUCGGGAAUAGGUGGCCGUGGGAACAACGGAUCGGUAAAGAAGGGAUUCGAGAAUGGGGGCCAGACUCAGGGGAGCGGCGGAAACGGUCGCCUCCGGGCGGUAAAGGAGCCUCUCAAGGUGGGGGCAGGGAUGACGGUGAACGAGUCUGAGGGUAAAAAUGACGAGGGGGUUAGCCCACGUCCGAGUGCUUCAAGCGGGCUCGAUGCAAUGCCGCAGACAGGGGCCAAAGGACAGAAAGUGAACGGUUGCCUGGCAGAUGGGGACCGGAAAGGGGAGAGGCAGGAACAGAAGCAGGCGCAAAACGACGGGCUAGAGGCAGAAAAGUUGGAUCAUGCCCCUGCUGACGUCAGCCGAGCGUCAGCACCUGCCGAGCCGAUUCCGACGGGCGUUCUCACCGGGCGGCCUGCAAACGGAGCAAAGGAGGAGGCGGGGAAGGUCACCGGGCAUAUGGAGAUCUCCUCGAGCAAGGCUUUUCGCGCUAGAUGGGACGCUUCGAAUUGGGAGGGGACAGGAAGUGAUGAGACGCUCUUGAGAUCUGAGAAAGAGAGCGCGAUCGUGUCUGGGGGCGGGGACGGCCAAUCCGGGGACGGCGUAGUCGGGGUGAUAGACGGGCCGGAGAAAGUGGCAGCAACGGACGGGAUUGGGGUUUUAGGCGGGCCAAAAAAUGUAGCUUUGGCUGGUGGGUCCAAGGGUCUAGCCGGGGCGAAGAAUGUUUCGACUAUCGGAGGUGAGCCGCAAGCGCUGCCAGCGGCCGGCGGUUUAAAGGUUGCGGGCGGGCCGAAGGGUUUGGGGCCGACGCCGCCCGCGUGGCAGGCGUGGGAGAGCGUGGCGCAGUUGCUGGCGAGAAGACGGGCGGAGAUUGCGGAGCAGGCAAGAAAGCAAGAGGAGGAACGGAAACGAGAGGAGGCGAGAAGACAAGAGGAGGAGCGGCAACGAAAGGAGGGGCAAAAGGGAGAGGAUACGGGAAAAGCAGGGGACACGGGUGAUCGAGACGAGGUGCCAAAAGAAGGAGCGGAGAAUGAAGAGGAAGGACGCGGGGGGGAACUAGAUGGGGAUGGGGAAGAAGAGAGGAAGCGAGGGGGAGAGAUCGGCGAAGGGGCGCGUAUGGAAGGAGACGCAGCGAGGAUGGAAUGUGAAGCGGCGGGAUGGGAGGAAAGGAACGGAAGGAAAGAGAAGAAAGAAGAAGAAGAGAGCGAGAAGCCAAGAAACAGGAAGGAGAAAAGGAAGAGGGAGGAGAAGGAAGCCUUGACGAGCGGGACACAUGAACGGGGCAAGUCUGCGAACAGUUUCGGUGGAGCGGACUUGGAGCAAGGGCCGGACGAAGCCGCACGUUCUGGGUUCCGCUGCGAACCGACUGGAAACUUAUCGGAUGGAACGGCCGACCGGAACGAUCCAGAAGUUGUGGAUAACGGCUUUGGUCCUGGUGCAAAGGCGAAAGACUUGACGUCAGGCUUGCUUUCGUCAGCGGCGCUCGACGUCGCAAGAAAGAAAGCUGUCGAAAGCGGGGUCUCUCCGGACAGACAUGACUCGACGAGUGGGAUUGGAGGGGAUAAGGCGAAGUUGGGGAAAGGACUGGGCGCCAACGGAGUCGGACCGCGGGGGGUGACCAAGCCACGUGCCCCGCGACUGGGGGCGCUGGGCCCCACGCUCGCGUAUCUCAGGUCGCAAACAAAUGAGCUGCACUAACCUGGGCAUGAUGUCAACCAACGUUGAAUUCGAUUUCACUGUUUGCAGUGUCUAGCGGCCCAAGCUGGCUUUCUAGUAGCCUUUGGAUGGAGCAAUGGGCGCGGAGUGGAUUCACGCUUAGAUGCUCCAAUGCAAUCCUUGUAAACGUGAAGGCAGCCUGGGGCGACGCCUGAAAUCUGAAGCAGAACAUUCGAAUUUCCGCGAACCUGUGCACCCUACUCAGAUUGACUUUAUUGGCAUGGUGCAAAAAGAACUCGGGUGUAAUUCUUCGGAAAUUACCCCCGUAUGCCUUCAGCGA